UAAAUAAAACUUUAGCGAUAUUCGAAUAGAAGUAAUCGGUUAGAUCCCAUACGAGAAAAUUUAUUAAAAAAAUAAAGAUUUAUGUUAACACGAGAAUAAUUCGCAUAAUAUUUGGACAUUUAUAUCCAAUUUUAUGAGUAUUAAUGUAAUAAAUUAAGGACUUAAAAUCGUGAAUUGAGUGAAAUUAUAGUGUAAAAAAUAUAUUUCUUAUUAUCCAGUACGAUUUAUUGAGUUAAAGAGAAAAAAAAAACAUCAAAUUCUUCACAGAAACAAGUUCAAUGUGUGUUAAAAAAGAAAUAAGAAAUCUCUCGAGUUUGUGUGUAAUUUCAGGUUUCUUUUCUGAGCACAUAUACAAAUCAACAGCAUGAGAGUUAUGUGAUUUUUCUUUAUCUCCACGGAAUAUAUACAUGCUUGUGAAAAAAAAAGUUAUUUUUCCUUGCCUUCGCAUAAGCUUGCAUGUAACGAGCAAAUAAUUUAAGUCGAAAAAAUAUGCCUAUUAUGACCCCAUAGAUAACAGCAUAACAGAUAGAUAAAGUAACUUGGUAAAUAAAGAGCGUAAAGAGUGUAAAUAGCGCAUUAUUUACACAAUUACAUCAGAUACAUAUCUCUUAUAAAGAGAACAGCUAGCAGAGCUCAAAACAAUUAAAGCGAGUAUUAUUGAAUCGUCAAACACACGACGACAACUAAGGCAGCAGCAAAAAGUUAAUUAAUAUUUGUUGCCGUCUUUCACUUCCAACAAUAACAAAUAUGUGCAAAAAUAAAAGAGUUUAAUUAAACUUAACAUCCAGGCAAAGAAUCUUACGAACGUGUCGAGUGGAAUUUAAUUUUUUUUUUGUCGUAUUUACUUUUAAAAAGAGACACAAUUUGCGAGACCACGAAAAAGUUGUAAGUGAUCAUAAGAAGUCAUAAAAAGAGGUGUAAUAUAACAACAAAGGAAGAAAUCAUUUUGAAUGAGAGAAAAAAAAAAUAAAAUAAGAUCCAGUAAGAAGAAGAGACGAUGAUGAUGAAGAAAGAAAAGAAUUACACAUAAAAAAAUUAUCAAAGUCCAUUUGCUGGUAUUGUGAAACUUCAUAGAGAGUAAAAACAAAUGAAACGUAACGAAAAAAAUUACUUUCUUAUGAACUUAAUUGUUAAAUUGGAUUUCAAUUAGUUUUUUUUUUGAAUCUUCCAUUAAUGACCCUUUUUUCAAUUGCACUUACUCUCGAAUUUAAUUUUUUUUUGUGAAUGAUGAGGAAAAAGACGACUAAAUUGUAUUGAACUCAAGUUAUUAAUUUGUGCUUGUGUGUCUGUGUGAGAGAAAAAAAAACUCUAAAAAAAGGAACAAUAAUUUAAUUAAUAACAAUAAAUCAGCGAGAUAUUGAUUAAAUAACAAUGUUGAGCAAUAAUCGUUGCAUUGCUGAAUGCCGCAAAUUUUCACCCAACAUAUUCAACAAGAAUAAGUGUACGGGUUGUUUUGGCAAACGAGAGGAACAUAAUGCUGCUGCACUUGAUCAUAAUCGGGCUUCAAGGAAGGUUUCAAAAUGUGGUUACUUAUUUGUAGCACCACAAGAUUGGGAUUGGAAUAAUCCGCUGUAUAGAACAAAGCGGUGGCAAAGGAGAUGGUUUAUUCUAUUCGAUGAUGGUGAACUCACAUAUUCUGUGGAUGAUCAUCUUGAAACUGUACCACAAGCAAGUAUUAACAUGUCGGACGUAAUUGAGGUCGCUGAUGCCGAACAAAUCACGGGACACUGUCACUCAAUUCUAAUUCAAACACCCGACUUAUCAACAUUUGUCAAAGGCACGUGUCAGGAGGAAUCAAAGUGGUGGUACAACAUACUCGUACAAUUUGUCAAAUCAAAAGUGCGACACCAUAAGCGAAAUACCUUUCUUAAAGGUCAAAAUCAGAAAUUUUACAAUGAGGCUGGUAAAUCGCCACCAACAAGAGACAAAUUACAACCGGAGAGUAAGGCACAGGUUCGAUCAGGUCGUGGAAAUCGAGAGACUGAUGCCACAGAUUCUCCUUCACUAUUCUAUGAGGACGUAAUCAGGGAUGAAAAACUCAAAGAUAUUGCAAAUAAGAUUACAAAUAUUACGUCAUCAUCAACAGCUCAGGAAAUUGAUAGAAAGAAUCGAUGGACAAUGAGUGACACGCAGAUAAUUAUUGAUGAGACUCCGACGCGUGACGAUGUAAAUAAGCAGAAACGUCCACAAAGUUUAUCGAUCAUAUCGACAGCACCAUCAAUUAUCUCUGUCGUAAAAAAGAAAUCAGCACCCCCCGAAAUAAUCAAUUAUCAGAAAACGUCGCAUUCGCAUGAGCGAGGUGAUCCUGACGGUGAUUGUGGCAUGGAAGAUUCACCGACAAAUUAUUGCAAUAAAGCCACGGAACUGCGAGUCAAAUUGCCGUCAGAAGAAAUUUUACAUAGUAAAAGUGGAUGGCUGUGGAUGGAAGAUCAUCAAUGUGAAUGGUGUAAAUAUUGGUUCUCAUUAAAGGGCGGUGGCUUGUUUUAUUAUCGUGAUCCGAGUGCUGAAGAGCGUGGCGUACUUGACGGCAUUCUAGAUGUCAACAGUAUUACCAGCAUCAAAGAAAUUACAACCAGUCGAUCUCAUUCUUUUCAAUUAACGACAUGGGACAACAAGCGAUUAAACCUUUCAUCAGUUACAUCAAAUGUUAAAAACAAUUGGAUCAAUGCUCUACGAAAUGCUUCCGGUCUCGUCGAUAAUGCUAUUAACCAAACGUUAGAUGAAACGAAUAAUAAUAAUAAUAAAAAUAAUAUAACUAAAUCCAAUAACGAAAUAUCAACAACGACAGGAACAACGGUUGUUUCGGCUGUUAAUAAUCGAAAUCUAAAGAAAUUAGAGAUGCCGUCUUAUCAAGAUGAGAAUGGCAUAAGCCUUGAGAAGAAGGCAAAACAUUCAUUAUCAUUAUCAUCACCAUUAACCCCAUGUACCUCAGGAUCAUCACGUCCUAUUCUAUUCUCCUCAGACGAGGAAUACAAGACGGCAUCCGAAGGUGGUAGACGUGAAAGCAUUGACUGGGGCUCACCUCUAUCACCAUCGAAUCCUAUUCAAAUAACAAUUCAAUCCCAUGCCAAAGAAAGCAAAAUUCGUUCCAACUUACGAAAUAAUCUUCAUAAACGUAGUCUCUCAUCACCACCAACAUCACGACGAAGUACAAUUGACAGUAACGAUGAUUUUGUUGCCAUUUCAACAGUACGAGAAGAGGAGCGUACGGCAAAUAUUGAAAAUGAAUUUAAUGUGAGAUUGAUGGCUUCGGAAAAAAAGCUUUCGAUGAUGCACGAUGAGGCGCGUGAACGUGAUAUUAGAAUGGCUAAGCUACUUGAGACGCUCGAGAAAACCGAGAUGGAAUUGGCAGCAAGACGAAAGGAAAAUGAAGAGAUGAAGGAAAAAUUACUUAAAGAGCUGAUGGAAAAUCGUGAAAGUGCUAAGAAAAUUAUUAAUAAAUUGACAGAUGAGCUGGUCGAGAGUCAGAAUAAGAUGAGUGAAAUUGAGAAUCAAUUACAGCGUGGAAUUGAAGAGAAUGAUUCAUUAUAUCAAAAAAUAAGAAGUCUAGAAUCAUCGGUUGUGCCAUCAUCGUCGUCAACAACUAGUCUUAUAAAUGCCAAUAAAUCAUCAGGCGAUCGAAUCCGUCGUAUGGAUUCAUUUAGUGAUCUCACGUGCUUAAAUAAUGUCGAUCCCGACGAGUUAGAUAAAGAGUCAUUAGUAAGUGAAUAUCAAGAGUUAAAACAGCGAUUUGAAAAGGUUGUUAAUGAAUUGAAAAUGAUGAAGCGUGAACUUCGCGAAUCAUAUAAUUCAUAUGACAAUCUUGACUUGGCACACACGAGUCUAAGACAAGAUUUAGAGAGGAAGCACAAUGAAUUUCAAAUGAGAAAUAGGAUGAUGGCUGACAGAAUUCAAGAUUUAACAAAUAAAUAUUCAGCAGCUGAGAAGCAAGUUAGAAUAUUAAAGCAGAAACUUAUGAAAUCCGAGAGAAAAAGAACGUCAUCGCUUAAGGGUAAAGAGACAUUGCAAGUACAGAAAGAGUUGGAGGACAAAGUAAUGGAAUUAGAGGGACGUUUCGAAAUUAAUCAUGAUGUUGAAAUGCCAUCACCUAAUUGUAGUUUACGUGCAUCGCCAGCACGAUGUGAAACACCUGAGAAGCAAAGAUCGACAAAGCUAAGACGAAAAUCUCUCGAUUCUGUGUCAAGUCAACCGAUGCAAUUAUUAGUACGAUUAAAUGCACUCGAGAAACGUUUUGAAAAUAAUAGUAAUUUAAGCUUAUCAGCUCAAUCCUCAAGUUCCGCUGAUUCGAGUCAUCAUCAUCACAACAACAACCAUAAAUAUGAUCAUAAUUCACAUAAUAAGACGAUCGAUGAGAUGAGAGAAAAUUUAAGAAAUUUAGAAAAUGUUGUGGCCUCAAGUCGAAACAUAAUGGACGAAAGUCUUCAACUGAUACACCAUUAUAAUAAAUCAUUAAGAUCACGAUGCUCUGAGACAUUAAAAGUUGAACAGCUGCUCGUGGAAUCUGUCAAAAUAUUAAAUGAAUGUCAACAUAGAGAUCAUUCAAUGUCUCUAAUAGAGACGACAUCAACAGGUGACGAAAUCAUUCAAGAAACAGGUUCCGUUAAGCUUGCAUUGCUUCAACUUGAGUCCCAACUCAAGGCCAAAUUGAGUGAAUUAUUAAAGCAAAGGCGAAUUUUGAGAGAGACUAAUAAACUUUCACAUAAAAAAGAUUUGGAAUUACUUGCCGAGAGGUUAGCAUUUGAAAGUGUUUGCUUUGGAAAAUUAAGAGAUUCAUUAAGUCGUGCCGAUCAACUUGAUAAAUUUGUUGAGCAUCAAACAAAAUGUGAAAUUGUUGAGACAACACAACUGAUGGCGCUACUUAAGGCAAAAUUGUGCGGUAAAACAUCAUCGAUCAAAAACACUGGAAGUCUUGAUGUACUUGCACAAGUUCUAGCACGUCGGCUUCUAUUAACAGCCUCAAAACUCGGUCAAAUGAAUGAACUUAUAACAUCAACAUCAUUCACAUCGACUUCAUCGGCUGCUGACUUAAAUUUCGUGGAAGAUCUUUUGCGACAACAAAAUGAAUUGCAUCUAAUAACGAAGCGUUACAAAAUCAACACGAUCGAAAACCUUGCGUACGAUUUAGCGGCUGAAACAUUAAACUAUAUUUCAGCAAAUAAUGCAAUUCAAGGUGCAGUACAAGAAGCAUGGCGUUAUGCGCAAGAAACUGUAAAUUCGGAAUUAAUACAAUAUGAAAUAAGCCAUAUCAUGCAGAAAACAGCGAAGCGUUAUGAAAAUUCAUUAACAUCGUCAUUUGGAUAUACAUUAACAUCGCAAGAGCGAAUAAGUUUCGAAGUUUUUGCCGAUGCCGUGCAAGAUUCGUUGCGUAAAGAAAUGGAAUCGACAAUCAGUCAAUUAACUCAGUGCUACGAAGAGAAUUUGACAAAAAUGAAGCAAGGUCAAUGGAGGCUACAUUUAGAGCAAGAACAUAAGGCAAGCGAAGGACGUCAAUUGUUAAUUGAGUUUGCUGAUAUAAUUGCUCAAAAGGCAUUAAUUGAUGCGAGAAUUUCAAUCAUACGUGGCGAUACAGUUAAUGCGAAUUUACUUGUCGAACCUGACAUAUCAAAUGAGAAAGAGAAGAAAAGUCUGUACAGUCUCUCAACGAUGCAAAAAUAUGAAAAUUUAUUCGUUGAAUUAUCAGAAGAUAUGGACAUCAGCAAUACUGAUGACAUUUUAGCAGAAGCCGAUUUUAAUUUCAUGUUUAAAAACUUUGCAUUUGCAUGUUCUGUCAAUAAGCAGGAAAUGAAUGAUUUAUCGAAUGUCAUUAUUAAGCUUGAGGAAGUCCUCUUACAAGUCAACAAUAAGAUGAAUCCAAAUCUUAACAUUAAUCAUAUUCAAAAUCUUAAUUUGGAUAACAUCAAGAAUAUAUCGACGAAACUUAAUGAAUUUUAUCAGACUGCGGAAAAAAUCUCAUUUGCUGUAGAUAAAAUUUCAACAUCGCCGUGUCAAGAUUGUGAUAAAAUCCACGAGACAUUACUUGAGCUAACAAAUCAGCAUGAUGAGGAGAUUGAUAAUAUGAAGCGUAAACACUCCGAAAUGUUACUUACACUCAAUGAGCAAAUUGAUGAGCAAGCGACAUUGGUGAAGCAAUUGAGAUAUGAGCUAUCGCACAUGGAGAACAUGUGUCUAGAGAAAACAACGCAUGGCAAUGAGCUUAUGCAACAAUUAAAUGACCGAGAGGAGAAGAUUGAUGAGCUGACACAAAGGCUGUAUGACGAUAAAGAAAAAAUAAAUGAAAUGGAGAGAAAUUAUGAGCAUCUGUACGAGCAGUUUACUCGUGAACAGGAAAUUAACAAGAAAUUUGAGAAUAAAAUUGACUUAAUGGAGCUUGAGAAUUCAGAUAAGAUACAACAAUUGCAGCAAUAUUAUCAAGAACAAUUAAAGUCUGAGGAACAGUCUGAGAGAGAUAGGUCGGGCGAUGAGGAAGAUUUGCAUCAAAAGUAUCAGGCUGAAAUAGAGCAAUUAAGAACUCUUUGUGAGAAAGGUCUUGUGGCAAUUGAAUCGUCACAUAAACGAAAAAUAGCGGAUUUGGAAGCGAAACAUAAAUCAGAAAUUCAAAGGCUAUUUGUGGAAAAAGAGCAAGCGUUAGCCGAAGAAACGCAAGCAACGUUACAAGCACUCGAGUCAAUGCGUAAAGCUCAUCAAAAUGAGGUAGAACGGGAAGUUAAUAGAUUUAAACAAGAAUUUCUUCAUAAAUUUAAUAACGAUAAUCGUGAACAAUUGGAAUCGCUGGCUGCGGUCAAAACGGAGAAAGAACUCGACGAAGUUCGACAAGAAAUUCUAUCGCUUAGCGAAAAAUAUUCAUUAAAAUGCGUAGAGGCAAUUUCAUUGGAAGAAAAAUUGAGAAAUGUGCAGCAAAAGUUUAGACAUGCACAGCAGAUUAUUCAGAGUUAUGAAAUGAUGUCAAAAAAUCCAAAAUCCCAUCAGGAAAGUUUCAGUUCAUUAAAUUUAAGACUAGAUGAUAAUCUACCACAUGAAUCAAUAAAUCUUAAGAAUCAUGAAUCAUUACCUACAUCGCCAACAAGUGUACCACGUGACGAAUCCAAAGAAUCUAUUUUAAAUUUACCAUUAAUUCCUUUUAAACUUAAAGCUGAAAAAAAGCAUCAACGAACGAAAUUGAAUGAUGGAACAAAGCUAGGAUAUUCAGCAACAGCGUCAAUCGUAAAAGACGAUAAAGACCACACGCAACACGAAGCAGCUUCGUCUCCUUUAGAUUUGGAUUUAAAGGACAUGGAAAGAAGUUUCGAGUUGGAAAUUUGAGAAGAGAAAGAGCUGCAACUUCCUUUUUUUCUUCAUUCUUCUAAUCAUUUCAAAAAUAAAGAGAGAAAAAAAAAUUCUAAAUUUUUUUAAAUUAAUUGGUUUCAUUCAUAAAUUGUUUUGUGAUAAAGGAACGUGUCUUCUAAAACUAAAGCAAUAAUAACUUCUAUAUAUUAGAUGAUGACAUUGAUUAUUAAUCAUUUUUUUAUUUUAUAUUUCGUUUCCCUAUUUUUUUUUUAUCUAAAGAUGAGAAUAUAUUAUAAAAAAAAAUUGCGAUAUAUACGUAUAUAUUACUUAUUUUCAUUAUAUUAUUAAUGAGUUUUAGUGGCCAUGAUUUAGCUGUCAUUAAUUUUAUUGCUACAUUUUAAGUGUUAAAGAAUGAUUGUGCAUGCGUGUGUGUGUAUGGGUAGAACGAAAGAUGCGAGAGACAAGCCCUAUUUAUUCAUUGAAACAUAUAACUCCACAUAUUACCUACCUUUAGCUCCCUCAUCAUCGUUUAAUAAUAAAGAAAAGAAUGCAAAAUCAUUUUUCAUAUUGUUACUAUCCCAGUAUUGCGCUAGAAAAUGUUGUGUAAUAAAGGAAAUAAAAUAAAAAAGAUUUUUUUUUAUUAAAAAAG
Molecule: messenger RNA, 7912 nt
Organism: Chironomus riparius
Lineage: Eukaryota; Metazoa; Arthropoda; Insecta; Diptera; Chironomidae
Source: the annotation of a GenBank genome assembly